GUCGAAGACUACUUCUUCUGGUCUCUGCUGGUUGCACACUUCUUCUUUCUGCUGACUGACUGCCUGACUGACAGCGAGGGGUGGAUCACCGCAGGUACCCUCCACCCCACUCCAGGCUGCGAGGCAGGAGGAGCCCCAUGAAUCCUUCAGGAUGAGCACCGCUGGACCGGAGCUGAACAGAAGAAACAAACCCUCUGUUUCUCUUGACCCCCGGCCCUGGCCCCAGCGCGGGACCCAUUAUGGACGCCCCACGAUGCCGGCGCCUCCAGGAUACUUUUUUUUCUUCUUCUUGGCUGUCUUCUGUUGGUUUGAUUAAACCACUGCAUGCCUAGGUAGUGUUCCAUCGGGACACGCGUUCUGAACCCCAGCACAAAGCCAAUCUAGAGAAACGUGGGUAUGGAACGGGGUGGCGUUGUGCUUCCCACCCGCCUUUGCCGGGCGAGCAGGCGUUGGUCGGGGGCAGAGACAAGGUGUCAGCCAGAGCUGAUCAGCAACAUGCAGUACUCUCUGUGUCCCAUCUGGCUACCUGUUCACCCUAGGGUGGUUCCUCAAGCGAGGAGGGGGGGGCCCUCGGUUUAGCGACCGAACCCAUUUUCUUACGGAUGCAUGCCCGUGGUGUUGUGUUGGUGGGAUGCAGGAGAAAGGCGCAGCGUCGCGUGCGGUGGCUUUUCCCAAGCAGACUUGUGCACCUUUCUGCGACCGGUAGACUUUGUCAGACGGCCGGGUCCUUCUGGGCGUUUAGACAACACCCCUCGUUUGAUAAGUCACCGAAAAGAGUGAGCUGAAAAAAAGAGAGAGUCAAAUGGUAAACGACCUGGGUAUGACCAUCUUUGCGCUGAACAACGGGGGCCCCUCCCUCUUGAUUGCCGCGUCCUACGCCAAAUCUGCAGGCCCCCGUUUCUCUUGCAGCCAACAGUCGACCUUUUCCUCACCCUCACCCUCCUCACUCUUUCUUUCCCUACCUUCGCUUCUCUUUCACCUGCCAGUCUGUUCCUUGGCGGCUUUGCCUCUGUUCUGCUGCCUUGCCCCAUUUUUUUCUCCUUCGCUCGCUUCUCUCGCCCGUUUGCCGAUUUGGCACAGCGCCUUGAACGGCCUCAUACUUACGCUGAGUGCCAUGCCGCCCAGCAUCACAUAAGGGUGUAUCCGUAUAUGACCUGACCAUGCGAAUACACUUACCGACCACAUGGGCCCUUUUGGGCGCCAUGUUCAGCAUUGCCGCUGCGGAGGGCGACUGGCCAAAUUUCCUGUUCAAACGGGAUGAUUUCGAUGGCGAGUGGUUUGCGGACCAGGGUGGGAAGCAGUCAUCAGUCUUCCUGUACAGCAACUUCACACAGGGUAAAACAUUUACAUGGAGUCAGACCGGGCCCCAGGUGUACAUUGUCCAGGUUCGGCUUAUGAACUCCAAUGGUUCGUCAAUAUUAUCUUGGUGUCCUGACAACAGAAAUUGUGUGACAAGCCAAGGAGUCCAAGUCAUACUGCCAGAGUCAGAGAUUCACUUGACUGAUCCCUCGGCGAUCACGACUCUUGCCGAACAUUUCAAAGAGGUGUUGUUUUUCGGUAUUGACUGGCAAUUUGCAACUAAAGGCGGCCAAAAGCGACAACAGCAACAAACAUUCACAGCUUUCAGUCAGGAAUGGGCCGUUGUGAAUAAUGUCGACGACGCGGGUGAAGUAUAUUCCAACAUACCCCAGAUGACAGCCGGUGCGCCUCCUCUCACCUCGGUUCCAACACCCACUACAGCAACAAAUGCAGAGUCUGGCGAAGCAACUGCAUCUACGAUAUCUGGUGGAGUCACGCCAUCAUCAUCAUCGUCAUCAUCAUCAUCAGCAGCAGCAGCAGGAAACAAGUCCGGGGGGCUGACGACAGCGGCUAUUGUUGGAAUUGUCGUGGGGACCGUCGGAGGGCUGAUACUCGUCAGCGUCAUCGCAGGAUGCUUCUGCUUCCGGCGGCGGCGAGACGGCAGUGUGGAGAGGGGCGGUAGCCGAGGGGUCCAGGACAUCAUCGCAGACAAGGAGGCACACACCAGCAUCCUAGAAAGGGACCAGCCAGACACGCCCUACUCGGAGCAAAACAGCCAGCAGCGACUGAACAGCGGCCUGGGCCUGGCCGGGAGGAACGAGAGCGGCGUGGACCUCGGCAUAGGACAGGCCAUGUCGGGCCCAGGAAGCAUCCGCACCGAGAGCCUGCACACCUUGGCCGCCGGCGGGAACCGCAACUCGGCCGUGUACUCGUCGCUGGGCGGCGGGGCGGCCAGCUCGGCCCACGGCACGCCGGUGAUGGGGUCCGGGCCCUUUGGCAGCGGCAGCCCGCGGGCCCAGCCGCACACGCCCUCCAUGUCCGCCCACGACCGCAGCUCCGUGAUGGGCUCGCCCGUGCCCCGCGCGUCGUCGCAGCUGGACCGGUCGCUGUCGCCGUACAGGGACAAUGUGGGGCAGCACGAGUACGGCCAGCAGCAGCAGUACCAUCACCACCAUCACCACGUGGUGGACGGCGCCGACCUGGUACAGCAGGAGCACUCCAACAGGGACAGCGUGACGGCGCGGAGCCCCUCGUCGAUCUACUCCACGAAUCCGCUGGACGAGGCCCAGCCCAUAUCGCCGGAGAGCGCCCGCGAGGACGGCGGGACUGCGGCUGGUGGUGGCGUUGGCGGCGGCAGCAGCGGGGGAGCCUCGGCGCAUGGCCCACCUGGGCACGGCCGGUCGGCCACGCCGUCUGGCAUAUCCGGGCAAUAUGCGCACCUUGUUGAGGAGGGGAUGACUGACGAUGAGAUUCGGAGGCUGGAGGAGGAGGAGAGGGCUUUGGACGAGGCAAUCGAGCAGGCAGGCACGGCGGGGAGGACGAGAUGAUCCGGAUUCUCAGUACAAUAUUUGGUAUUUUUUGAGGAGGCACUUAUUGCUCUUAUACUCAGCCAAGCGUUUUGUUUUAUGAAUACAAGCACUUGCUUACUUCUGUGAAGAACUUAUUGUGGUUGUGCAUACUUGCUGCUGGGGGGCAGAUAUAUAUGGAUGCGCUGCAUGGCGAAAUGAUUCUUGCCCAGGUGAACAUAUGAGCCGCAACGACUAGGUGGUAAAUGUGAUGGGAAAGAGUCAAUUACAAACAUUAGGAAUGAACGAA
Messenger RNA from Diaporthe batatas, 3114 nucleotides. RefSeq lists its product as uncharacterized. The record is from RefSeq and is a predicted model, not a curated record. Lineage: Eukaryota; Fungi; Ascomycota; Sordariomycetes; Diaporthales; Diaporthaceae. The transcript is spliced from 2 exons. The coding region runs from base 1161 to 2846 and encodes 561 amino acids.